UCCCUGAGGAGCCGGCGGUCGCGUCGUGACGGAAGAGAGACGCCCAUUUUCAUUCAGACCUUCUUCCCGAGCCAGCCAGAGUAACAGCAGGAAUGAAGAGACAGAUACUGCGAUGGCUGCACUAACAGACCUGUUAGUUAUCUCUCUCCCUCCUCUCUCUCUCCCAACACUCUCUCUUUCUUGUUCCUUAUCUGUUGGUAGUUUAGUUUUUCAUUUCUCUCUCUCUCUCUCGUCUCACAGAAUGACAAAUUCUCAUAAAAUCAACCCAGUCAUGAAUGGAGCAAGGAAAGGCUCUCACUCUCCCGCCAUUAUUAGAAUCGGUUCGGACGGCAAGCCCGCCUUCUCCUCUCCAUCAAAGAAGAAAUCGCCCCAGCCAGCGAAAGAAGUCCCGGUAUCCCACACCCUUCAAACGUCUCCUUCUCGCCGACUCAGCAGUAACGCCAGCGGGUCAUCUUCACCAGAUUCCCUUUCCUCUGGGGGUGGGGGGCCAGGGGCCAAGUUUUCGUUUGAGGGGACCCGUGUUUCCCCCCGGGGGCCGCACCAGAGUGGAGAAUCAGUGGGGGGUGGAGGGCGAGGGUUGAAACACACGUCUAGCGACGGUACGGUUGGCAUGGGGACCGCAGGAAAGAACAAGGAUUUGUCUGAAGUGAACAAACGACUGAGUAUGGAGGUGGACCGGAUUCUGAUGGACCUUCCUCCCCCCUCCCCCUCCGCCCGCUUCUCCUCACUCCCUCACCACGGGCACCUUCGUCACUCCUUCUCCGGCGGACUCCUCCCCCUCCGUCGCCGUGACGACCGCAGUCUCCAGAGCAACCUGGAGGGAAUUCAUAAAGAGGAGAAAGAGCUGAAGGUGCAGGUAUCACAGUUGACUGACAAGAGGGAGAAACUGUCCCAUGAGCUCCAGGACCUCAUCUCCCAGGUCCAGCAGAUGCAGGUGGGGUUCCAGACACUGGGGCGUGGCUCCCAGACGAGGUCCUGGGGCCGCCUCACCAGCCCGCCCACCUACCACACCCGCUCUGACUCCGCCCCAAUCAGGUCUCCCUCCCCCACCUCCUCGUCUCCGGAAGAAAACUCUCUCCCUCCUCUCUCGGAGGUGAGCCCCGAGCCAGCCGUACUUCGCAAGACCAGCGAACCGUCUGAACGUGGGCUGGACGGAUAUCGCCCUCGUGUCUACACUCCAGACCUCGGCCGGUCCCCAUACCAUUCUGGGUCCACAUUCCACGACCCACUGGCUGAAUACCACCAUCCCACCACAGGCCCCGAGGAGAUUGACACUGCUCGAGAUGCCAGGCUCUCUGUUGCCUGGUAACAAUUGCUGGGGUUAACUGCUGCCUAGGUAACUGUUACCAAGACUACCUGUUCCCUGGUAACAGUUGCUAGUAUAUACACACAGCCCAAACUUUUGAUCAUGAAAAAUACUAAGAAACAUUUUGCAUCUGAAAGUGAGUUUUACAAUAAUCAUACUUAGUUGUCAUAAAAACGAGAUUUCAUCUUUUGCUGUGCACGCUGCCAUAAUUAAUUUCAUUUUUGCAUCAGUUUUUUCAUUGACUUGUGUUUGAAACAAUUGAUGAUUACAACAAUUUUCGGAACUCAUCGACAUACAAACAACAAUCUGUUUAUUUCUUGGCUUUCCCCCAUUGCCUUUCGUCGAGGUCAAAUGACCGCAGGUUCAACAUGAGAUUCUCAGAAUUCAGGUAGAUCCUGUUCUGAGACUGGGCAAUCUGGAGUGGUACCGGAAUGGGGGAAUGACAGAAUGGGGUUGAGAUAAUGGCAGUACAAGGAUUUGGAAUGUACUACAAUGGGGAAAUGAAAUGGCAGUAGAGGACUGCAGGUAUGCGGGCAUAGGAAUAGGAGUGGGGGAAUGGAAGUAUGGGAAUGCAUAGAUGAGGGAAUGGGAAUGAAAGUAUGACGGCAUGGGAAUCCAGGUAUGAGGGAAUGUGAAUGGUGGUAUGACGGCAUGGGAUCCAGGUAUGAGUGAAUGGGAAUGGUGGUAUGAUAGUAUUGGAUUUCAGGUAUGAG
Molecule: messenger RNA, 2019 nt
Organism: Geodia barretti
Lineage: Eukaryota; Metazoa; Porifera; Demospongiae; Tetractinellida; Geodiidae
Source: the annotation of a GenBank genome assembly